This is a messenger RNA of Erinaceus europaeus (western European hedgehog), 1002 nucleotides long. It is a transcript of the gene SLC51B, whose product is annotated as SLC51 subunit beta. The transcript has 4 exons. Gene Ontology annotation, biological process: bile acid and bile salt transport. The coding region runs from base 324 to 722 and encodes 132 amino acids. The record is from RefSeq and is a predicted model, not a curated record. Lineage: Eukaryota; Metazoa; Chordata; Mammalia; Eulipotyphla; Erinaceidae. Gene Ontology annotation, cellular component: plasma membrane. Gene Ontology annotation, molecular function: protein heterodimerization activity; transmembrane transporter activity.
ACCCGCUGGCAAGAGCUUCUAGAUGCUUCCUGUGUGGAGGCCACACUUGGGCAGGAAGCCCCCUGGCUGUGGGUGGGGCCUGCUUGUCAUCUGAGGUCACCCUUCAGGAGGUCACUCACCCCGGGUCGCAGGCAGGGGCACUGAGCAGAGCUGCUCCGGGCACCACCCCAAGGUGACAGCCACCAGUGUGAGCACCCAGGUGGCAAAGACCAGCGAACCUUCUGGGCAGAGACAGAAAUCAGUGCCCCCCAACGCAGAGCAGGGCAGACCCGGGGCUAGGAUCCAGGGCCAGGCCAGUCCGGGGGCUGCAGUGGCAGAGGACCAUGGAGCAUGGCCAAGGGCUCACCCCGGGCCCAGACGCUGUGCCCCAGGAGCUGCUGGAUGAGAUGCUCUGGGUUUUCCGGGUUGAAGAUGCAUCCCCGUGGAAUUACUCCAUGUUCGUGCUCGUGGCUGUGGUGCUGCUGACGGGGGGUUUCCUGCUGAGGAGGAGCAUCCUGGCUAACCGAAACCGAAAGACACAGGCUCCAGAGAAGCCAACCCGAGGGGCACUGUCCUCGGUCGAGCUUGAAGCCAGAGGUGACCAAGAGGACAACCACCUGAAUGUGCUGACAGAGACCCUACUGCUGGCGGAGAAGCUGCCGCUGGCCCAGGAGGACUUGGGGCUCAGAGAGAAAGGGGGGUCUUCCAUGUCCCUGCCAGAACCCCAAGAAUCUGAGAGUUAGAGGCACAUUUGGAGCACCGUGCCCCAUGUCAGCCCCGAGAAAGACGUCAGACUCGGCUUCUCUUCGGGGCAACAAGCACGGCCACUGUUUAUUAAAAUGCUUCCAGGCUGCAGCUGGUUCCCAUGGCGACUCCCUAGUCAGGAACUGAUGGGGCCGGGUGUCCACUCACUUUACCAUCUGCAAGGCCCCGGGUUCGAAUCCUGGCACCACAUGGGAGCACCAGAUAGCAGCGGGGAGCUCCGUGGGUGGUGGAGCAGUGCUAUGGUCUGUCUGUCUCUCU